Letharia columbiana is the source of this 1866-nucleotide messenger RNA. RefSeq lists its product as uncharacterized. The coding region runs from base 1 to 1866 and encodes 621 amino acids. Gene Ontology annotation, molecular function: calcium channel activity. The transcript has 2 exons. Gene Ontology annotation, biological process: calcium ion import across plasma membrane. NCBI's taxonomy places the organism in Eukaryota, Fungi, Ascomycota, Lecanoromycetes, Lecanorales, Parmeliaceae. The record is from RefSeq and is a predicted model, not a curated record.
AUGCGACUACCUAGGAGCGCGUAUCUUCCGCAACGAACAGUGCCCUCGCCCCUUGCCUCUUUUCCCCUUCUUCUCGCCUCUACAGCCGCUCUGUUCACUCAACAUGCCUUUGCAGCACACGAGGACUCGAUAACCCAUAAGGAUGACAACCACCCACGAUCACAUAGUGCUUUUGAGGUUGAUGUAGGACAUAAUCUAGAAAGAUAUGAGCCAGAGUUCGCUGGCGCUGAUCGAAGCAUCAUCGGCAGAGCUGGAGAAGUCAUUCCAGCAUUGGGGAACAAUGCCCCAGGCAUCCUGAAUAUUGGUCAAAGCGCUAGCCAAUACUGGACUUUUCCCAGUACAACGUUAUUUGGACCCAACUCGCCUCAGACACCUGGCCUUCCAUCAUACUUCGAGGGGCAAAACGUCUCUGUCACUCCAGAUGCCCCAGGCGAAAUCGAACUCUACAUAAGUCUUACGACUUGCGAGCAGCCGCUUGCGACAGACCCUAAUCAAACUGCUGCCCCAGAUCAGUUGAUGCUCUACGUUUCAACAUCUUCCAACAAUCAACAGCCUGAUCAGAAAAAUUGUGAUCAUGUCGUGCUAAUUGUUGGGGGCUUUGGCUGGUUGAACAUAUCCGUCAAGAAUGAUGUAUAUUUUGGGGUCUAUGCUCCUGCAAAUGAGGGCUAUGAUGGGGUCUAUAACUAUCAGCUCACGGCAUCUAUUGAUGGCUUUUAUGCCUCUUCAUACAGCGACCCCAAUGUUAAACUUGUUGAUAGCGACACAAAUUCCGCGCUCCUCUACACGAACAAUACAACCAGUACCACGAAUUCCUCAAAUUCUACGUUUCAGCAAUGGAUGAACAGACCACCAGUGUUUAGCUUGUUCGUGCAGAAUCAGGACAAUCCUUCCAUACUCGGCGUGCAGAACUCAGUAUGCGGAUUGCAAAAUCUGGCACAGAUCCAAGGUCUCCCAGAUGUCGAAACUGUUAUGACAGCAGCUGGUGAUAGCCUACCAAAACAACAAUUCUAUGUAAAGAAUCUUAACUGGAGCUCGACAUAUUACGCCGUAGCAGCUAUGAUUGGCAACUCCACAGACCAAGGGUCCGGCGUCGUGGGUGGUGGAGGCACAGUGUGGAAGCCAUCAAAUAUCACGACCAAGUCUUACGACAAUUGCGCCCUUCUCUUCAACCUGCCCUUUUGCACUUCCGUUGCAUACGCUGCUCCGGCUAAUCCUAAUACUUUCAACUCAACAGAACUUCUCGCUCACCACUACGAUCAAUACGCUCUUGGUAUCUAUCAAAACUUUACGAACUCACUCCAACAAAUUCCGUGCAACACUACAUCCUCCGCUCAGUAUUCGCUUGCCAGAAACUGUAGCGAUUGCGACGCCGCUUACAGACAGUGGCUUUGCGCGGUCACUAUACCCAGAUGCGAGGAUAUCUCGAAUCCGGCUCCGUACAUGCAGCCCAGGGCGGUGAAUCAUUCAUUCAUCAACUCAUCCUACGCAAUUGCUGGGAUUAAUGGGGACUUGGCAUUCAGCCCGCAUAACCGCAGUAGGAUCUCCUUCAACAGCAGUCGUAACCCCAUGAUUGAUGCUGUAAUCCGACCUGGUCCGUAUAAGGAGCUGCUACCAUGCAAAGACAUAUGUUAUAACCUCAUCCGGAGUUGUCCCGCUGCUUUGCAAUUCGCAUGUCCCUUAGAAGGGCAUGGCUUGAAUUACAGUUACGGAAGUCCUCAUCCCGGGGGUGAGGUUAGGUGGUGCAACAGCCCAUGGACGGGCAUAAGUGGAGCUGCUGGCCUGAGGGUGACGAAAGUCGUGACGUUCUGUGCAGCUUUGGCUGCGGCGUUCUUGGCCACGACGUUAUCAAAUGGGUGUAGGAUCUAG